Molecule: messenger RNA, 6800 nt
Organism: Lepidothrix coronata (blue-crowned manakin)
Lineage: Eukaryota; Metazoa; Chordata; Aves; Passeriformes; Pipridae
Gene: FAM117B
Product: family with sequence similarity 117 member B
Exons: 9
Coding region: 1-1707 (568 amino acids)
Source: RefSeq, a predicted model, not a curated record
AUGUCCCACCAGCGCGUGAGGUGCGGCGGCUCCCCGACCCCCGCCACCACCCUGGCGGGGGCAGGCGGCGCGGCGGCGGCGGCGGGCGGCGGCGGAGCGGGAGCGAGCAGCCGCCUCCAGCCCAUGCGGGCCACGGUGCCCUUCCAGCUCAAGCAGCAGCAGCAGCAGCAGCAACAACAUGGCAGCCCCACGAGGAGCGGCGGCGGCCCGGGCGCGGGGCUCCCACGCGCGGCGCCCCCCGGCAGCGGCGGGCGCGGCGGCCCCGCCACGGCCCCGCCGGGGGGAGCGGGGGGCAGCGCCGCCGCCGCCGCCUCCUCACGGGGCAGCCCCACGCGUGGCCAUGGCGGGGCGCGGGGCAGCCCCCCGCGGCACCACCACCUGCCGCCGCCGCCCCCGCCGCCGGGCUGCGGGCCCUCGCCGUGCUCAUCGCCCGUGCCCCCGCUGCCGGAGGGCAGGGUCCGGCACCACCGGCGGCAGUCGCCGGAGCCGGGCAGGAGCUCCCCCGAGAGGAAGAGCCCCAGCUCCCCCGUUUGCAAAGCAGACAAAUCAAGACCACCUUCAUCAAGCCCUUCCAGUAUUGUUCGCCGGACUUCCUCACUGGACACACUUGCUGCUCCAUACCUUGCUGGACAGUGGCCUCGUGAUAAUCAUGGACAAGCUGCUCCAUGUAUGAGAGACAAAGCCACACAGACAGAAAGUGCCUGGGCUGAAGAAUAUUUAGAAAAGAAGAGAAGCUCACACAAACGUUCAUCAUCAUGGGGCAGCAAUGAACAACUCAAGGAGAUUGCAAAAUUGCGUCAACAACUGCAGAGAAGCAAACACAGCAGUCGGCACCACCGUGACAAGGAGAGACAGUCUCCAUUUCAUGGCAACCAUGCUGCCAUUAACCACAGUCAGGCUCCCAUUCCAAAGAGUGCUCUCGUUCCUGUGAUACCUAUUACCAAAUCAACAGGAUCACGAUUCCGAAACAGUGUAGAAGGACUGAAUCAGGAGAUUGAGAUAAUAAUUAAGGAGACGGGAGACAAGGAGGAACAGCUCGUUCCUCAAGAUAUUCCAGAUGGGCACCGUGCACCACCCCCGGUGGUUCAGCGCAGCAGCAGCACUCGGAGCAUUGAUACCCAAACGCCCGGGGGAGCAGACAAGGGCAGUAACAACAGCAGCCGCUCCCAGUCAGUAUCUCCAACCUCCUUCCUUACCAUCUGUAAUGAAAGCAGUGAAGAAAGUCCGUGUUCUACAGAGGAUCUUCUUGGUGACUCCAGAGAUAAAGAGAAUGGGAAUAAUUCUCCUUUGCCAAAAUACGCUACCUCACCAAAACCCAACAACAGCUACAUGUUCAAGCGUGAACCUCCCGAGGGCUGUGAAAAGGUGAAAGUCUUUGAGGAAAACUUGCCAAAGCCAUUGCAUGAAAUUCCAGCCUUCUAUUGCCCUGACAAGAACAAAGUGAAUUUCAUUCCGAAAAGUGGCUCUGCUUUCUGUCUUGUCAGCAUCCUCAAGCCACUUCUUCCCACACAGGAUCUCACACUUAAGGGCACUACACACAGCCUGACUGUCUCCUCCAGCAUGACGCCUGGUUUGUUACAGCCCAUUUCCAUGGCCACCUUGACUACAAACACAGAUCAAGACAGGAUCUCUCGUGGAACCAGCACAGUAAUACCACAGUCCUCUCUGCUCCAGCCGUCCGGAUGUAUUGAGGAAGCUGAAGAAUAGGGAAGGUUCUUUUAUACUUGGCUGGUUUACAGCUGAUGGGACCAAAGGAUUGCUGAAUUACUUCUGCAGUCUCAAAUUAUGUGACCUUGCUGAACAGCCUCAGCUCUAAACAAAACAAGACAAGUUAAUACGUUUGAAACUUUUAAAACAGAAGAGUAUGCAAAAAAAAGGUGUUAGUAUAUAGUGUACAUUUUUUUGAUAUUGAAAAUUUGUGCUUCUGGUAAGUCACAUUUUUAAAACACCUUCCUUCACAGAAUUCCUACUACUGUUGGCUUAUUGACUGGAAAAUUGCAUUUUAAAGCACUUGCCCCGGUAUUGUUCUAUUUGUUCAUAGAAUUUUUGUGCAGAGGUAGGGAAAAAAGAUAUUGUCCUCUUACUUGGUAUUCUUUCUUCCAGAAAAUACUUGGCUCUUACAGGCUUGCUUGACUACUUACGAAGUUAGUCAGCCUGAAUCAUUAAUCACUCUUGGUACAAAUUUGCUCUGACGUGACUCAUCACUGUAUUAUAGACCCUGGCCACAUAGUGCCGAAAUACCUGUGCAUGGUUUCCUCCCUGUUGUCAUAGUGGUGUUAGUGUGUCCGUUGAAGGUGAUGGUUUGUCAGGCAUGAUAUCUGUUAUGCAGAAGUUUACAGCAACAGAUACAUUCUCCCUUUUUGACUAGCAACUUAGGUUGGCAUGUAAAACAGAGGGGGGUUUUUUUGAUACUUGAUCUGUCCAGAUAAUGCAGCAGUUAACAGUUCCUUUGAAAUUACAAUAAAAGAGGAAAAUGGGGGGAAAGGCAGUUGCAAACAGAAACUGUUCAGGAACUUCAGUGAGGUUCCUCAUGUGUUCCUGGAGUUCAUUACUUGGGUUUGAGUGAAUACAAUAUAGAUAUGCAAAAACCUGCAACGACCUGAAUACCAGUGUCAUAUCAACUUACAAAGUCGACCUUGCACCUCUUUUACAGAGUUAAAUUUGGUAAUUUCAAAGCGUCAUCCUGGGCAGUCUCUUUCUCUCAAUAUUGGUCUGUUACACAUGAGCAGUUCUCACUGGCUUCCAUACGCAUACCUUUCACAAAUCCCUUGCAUACUCAGGUCUCCUCAUAAUGGCAACUAUUUAAAAAUGAUACUGCAAAUAUAACAGUUUUGUUCAGUGCUUAAUAUGAUAAAUUUGCUUGCAAACACUUUACUUGGGAGCAAAAAACCCUGCAUAUGUGUGCAGAUAAUAAUCAUCAUCUCUAUGAACGUUUGCUGUUAUGUUAAAUCCUCUAUAAGUAACUAUUAUAGCAGUGUACUUUACUCAGCAAGUGUAAAUCGUACUAGAAUCUGAAAGUCCUGUGUUUAUAGCAUAAUGAACCCAUUCUUACAACAUUAUGCAAAAAAACAGUAAAUGAAAAAUGUACCAGAAAGCAUUAAAAUGUUACACCUGUUAAAUUAGCAAACAAACAGAAUUUGGCUUACUUUCUAUCUUCCCCUUGAAAACAGGAUUGUUUUGAAGUAACAGUUCUGCUUUGCACUGACAUUGUCAGUUAACUGAAGUUGUUCGGGAACAGUUUUAAAAUAAGUGGCUUUGUGCAUCAAAUUUAUGUAAUUUUGCCAGUUGAUAAUUCUUUUCUAGGCUUUGUUGAUAUUAAUUAGUUUCUUCUGAAACACUACAGUGCAAUUUGAAGUCUAAAAUUUACUGCUUUAGGUAGGUUUUUUUUUAAACCUGGUGUGACUGAAUUCAGAUCAUAUUCAGGUGAAGGAAGUGCUUCUGAGUCUGUUUUCUAUUUCUGUAACAGUAGCGUGUAAAGAACUUUUCCAUCAUUGCCAAACUGCCUCGUGCUUUAUUAGGAGAUCUUAACUGAAUGGUUAAGAACCAAAGGGCUAAAGUUAACAAAUAGCCUUUAUUACAGCCUUGACACUUAACUGACUUCACCAAAACUGCAUUCUGAUGUUUGUUUUCAUCACAGAGUGACUCUCCCAAUAGCGGUGGGCUUUCGUACCGUAGGACUUCCUUUUGCACCUGUUGUUGUAGUACUUCAAGUAUCUCUUUGGUAGUUUACCUUGUAUGUUAUUGGACAAUGUACUGUAUAAAUUAGUGAGCUGCUCUGAUAAAAACCAAAUGCAAAUGUGUCAAGUUUUUGCUUUUUGUAAAGAAAAAAAAAAAAAACACAAAAAAAGCAACUGCAUUCAGGACAACAUUCAGUCUUUUUUAUAUGCAGGACAACUCUACUAUUGCUUGGCAGCUGGACUUUAUUAUGAAUCCACACUAAAGACUCAGAAUUAAGAAAAUAUGACAGCUUUGUUCUGAGACCAUCUUUGACAUGUGUGCAGACAAAAAAUUAGCCUUAAACUUUUUAUGUGCUGUCUUGUGCCAUAGCAUAGCUGUUAGAUAAAGUAUUUAAAUCUAUUUCAAAUAGCUUUGACAGUGCAUGGAGCUUUUUAAAAAUUCUUUUAUGUAUAGAGUGGGAUAUCCAUUUUUUGGAGGAGCUGACCUUGCAUUGCUCAAGCAGAGUUUUACUGAAAGAGUCUAAAUUCUUUUGGCAUACUUAAAAUCCUAACUAUGCAUAGACCUAGUCAGUUCCUUGAUUGCCUAGUUUUUAGCUUAAGAAAAAAUCAAGGUCUAUUUUUAUGCACAACUUGACACACUUGAUAUUCUUGUUUUCUUGGUAUUUUACACUUCUAGUCACACUUAAAGGCUGGUAGCAGUGUUCAGUAACAGUGACAGUUGAUUUUGAGAUGUACUAAAUGAUGAUACUCCAGUUAUAAAUUUUACUUAAGUCACAAGGAAGGUGUUCAUUUUAAUGAAGUCCAUGGUGACAGCUAUGAUUACUGGAAUCCUUUUUUCAAAAACUCAAGGCACGAGGGAAGAGGACUUCUUUGUUGAAGUUUGACCUGCAUCAGCUAUUCUUUACUUGCUUGGUGCCAUAAUCCUGUAGCAUUUCAGUUCUUGGAAAAGUAACAGAUAAUGCUUGAGUACAUACAUCUUGGAAAGAAAUUCUUGGUUUCAGGUACAUAUCCCAAGUGAGGAAAAAAGGGAGUGAAAAUUAAAUAUUGCAUACUGUGGAAGUAAAUGCUUGCUGUGUUUGACUUAAAUGAAGCAAUAGCAGCUCUUUAAAAGUGUGUUUAGUCUCAGGGCUAUUUUUUGAUUUGUUCUAAAAUACAAUUUCCUGGAAUUCAGAGUCUGAGACUUUUGGAAAACACUGAAGCUGAGCCUUUUGGGAAGAAGAAAACAAAGUCAUAUCCAUUAACCUUUCUUCUGCCUUGGGCCUAACUUCUUGUUGCUUAUUGAGUUUGAUAGAAUUCAGUGUUACAGCAAUAAUUCCUUGCUGGAGUUCUAUCUGUUCUCUCCUUGCCAUCUCUGAAAUGCUGACUGAUGUCUUCCCAGUAACUGGGUGCCAGAGAUGUCCAUAUUUCCUUGCUGAAUGUUUUCUUGCUGAGUACCUGACAGCUUCUCCAUGAAGCAAGGGGGCAAAGGAGGAUGCAUAGGAAGUCACCAGAAACUUUCAGUUACAGAGAUCAUUUCUGCAGGGUGGCUUCUGGGGUGUCUGGAUUUCCAUUUGACUCACUGUGUGAACACACACAUACAGUCUGCAUAGGUCUGCUGCUUUUGUCUGUAUGGUUUGAGGCAGGGCUGGUAUUUGUGAGAACCUUUUAUUAUUUUUUUCCUAUGUACAGACUUGCAGACCUGUUCUCUUGCAGAACUGAUGCACCCUUACACGUAUCUCCAAAGCAAAGGUUGUGCAUUUUUCUUUCUUGCUCUCGUGAGGUUAAUAUAGCCUGCAAAGAAGACAUAAAAGCACCCACACACUUGAGAAUAUCAGGACUGUGCUUCUUCAUAUAAUUCCAUAGUUUAAGUGUAUGCCCUUCAUAAAAUGUCAUAGUUGAAAGAUGUCAUUGUGGUUUAGACUCGAACCAGCUUGGUAUGUAUUAAAACAAAAAUGUUGGCUCUUAGAAAAGGCAAUAGAAGGUGUGUCUUUCCUAACCUAGGGGGGUGAAACACACUGAGGAACAACUGGUUUUAUUGUAAUCAAAGGGUUCUUAUGGAAUUAUUUUUCUAAAUAUGGGUAUACAGGAAAACAAAAUGACCACUCAUUGCAAGAUGUACCUGUGUAUUUUCUUGAUGUGGCAUUGUGAGCAUUCAGAACUCUGAAACUCAGUUCUGCUCUUAGAGUUUUGUUUAUACAAAGAAUGACCUAGGGUGCAUUGUUUUGAAACUGUUACUUUGUGCGUCAAGUCAAGUGGGGAGAGGAUGUUAACUGUUCACAACUGUUUUGUGAAAUUCCAGUCCUGUACUCCAACUGAACCGCAACAGUCUCUUUCUGAAUGCUCCGAGUGUUAAUGGAGUCCUGUUACUGCUUGCUUUAUUUUGUUGCAUGUCAUCACCAAAUACUGAAGGUGUGGUCUUUGUUUCAUAGUUCUUCACUGGGAUUUGUAUUUGACUACAGAGACUUCUGUAGUGUUGACAGGUCUAUCUGAAUAGCAGAAGAGGACUUGGCCUGAUAGCACUGCAAGUUAACAUUUCUUGCACAAGCUUCUUGUGAAACAAAUCUCUUUGGAAAAUCUAAUAAGUUAAAAAAAAGAAAGCAAACCCCUUCUGAAAACAUGGUCCGUCCUAAUUGUCAAUGUACUGAUAGGUAAGAACAUAGCUUGGCUUCAUUCUAAAUUAUUUCAUUUACUGAAAUGUGCAAUUUUUGAGGGUAGCAGUCAAGGGAUGUUCAAAACUGCCAUUAGAUUUGCCUUUGUAUGAAAUUGGCUGAUAUGUUUUCCUCUGUUACACUGUGAUAACUUGUGGAGGUGUUCUUGCAUAUGUUGUUACUUGUUGCAUGUAAAGCAAUUUUUGUAAGCAAGAGGAAUUCCAGGGAUGUUCUGCAAAAAAGGGCCUAUUCUGAGGUGAUGUACACUGUUGUAAAACUGGAGCAGCUCAACUAAUUUCAAUGGAAUUCUUGAUUUACACUAGUCUUUUUGCUAUGUGUAGUUAUGCCAGUACAAUUUUGCACAAUGUUAUUUGAAUAUUGCGUUCUGACUUGUGAACUGUUUCUACUGAAAACAGUGAAAAUUUUACAAACUGCAAUAGCGGAAUGUUUUUGGCAUUUAUUUUUUUUUGCCUAAAAUAAAAAGUUGUCACUUCGA